This is a messenger RNA of Ochotona princeps (American pika), 1311 nucleotides long. RefSeq names its product monoacylglycerol O-acyltransferase 1 (gene MOGAT1). Gene Ontology annotation, biological process: triglyceride biosynthetic process; diacylglycerol biosynthetic process. Gene Ontology annotation, cellular component: endoplasmic reticulum membrane. Gene Ontology annotation, molecular function: diacylglycerol O-acyltransferase activity. The record is from RefSeq and is a predicted model, not a curated record. The coding region runs from base 210 to 1217 and encodes 335 amino acids. The transcript is spliced from 6 exons. NCBI's taxonomy places the organism in Eukaryota, Metazoa, Chordata, Mammalia, Lagomorpha, Ochotonidae.
CUGCGGGCGGCGCGCGUGAUUGGCAGACCCCAGCCUCAGCCCAGGAGCGCGUUUCCACCCAAGGCGAAGUCCAGUCUCCGCCUGUUCCCGGGCCACCACCUCCUCUGAGCCCAGCCAGUGUCCGGCGUCGCUCUCCGAUCCCGCCGCGCGCUCCCCGCAGGCCCCGCAAGGCAGCGAGGGUUCCGGCGCCAUCCUAGCCAGCCCAAACCAUGAAGGUGGAGUUUGCGCCGCUCAGCAUCCCCCUGGCGCGGCGGUUGCAGACGGCGGCGGUGCUGCAAUGGGUCCUGUCCUUCCUGCUGCUGGCACAGGUGUGUGUUGGAAUCAUCAUAAUACUGAUCAUAUACAACUACUGGUUCCUCUACAUCCCCUAUUUGACAUGGCUUUACUUUGACUGGCAAACCCCAGAGCAAGGAGGCAGAAGGACCGAAUGGGUCAGAAGUUGGACUGUUUGGAAGUACUUUAGGGACUAUUUUCCAAUUCAUCUCAUCAAAACUCAGGGUUUGGAUCCAAGUCGCAACUAUAUAUUUGGCUUUCACCCCCACGGAGUUCUUGUGGUUGGAGCCUUUGGAAAUUUUUGUACAAAUUACUCGGAGUUCAAGGAGCUGUUCCCCGGCUUUACCGCAUAUCUUCACGUGCUCCCAUUUUGGUUCCGGUGCCCUCUCUUCCGGGAAUAUCUGAUGAGUUGUGGACCAGUGUCUGUUUCCAAGAGAAGUGUGUCCUACGUGCUGAGCAGGCAGGGAGGUGGGAACAUAUCAGUGAUCGUCCUCGGGGGAGCCGAAGAGUCGCUGGAUGCCCACCCUGGGAAAUUCACGCUGUUCAUUCGCCAACGGAAAGGCUUCAUUAAAAUUGCUUUGACCCACGGGGCCUAUUUGGUCCCUGUGUUUUCCUUUGGUGAAAAUGAACUGUUUAAACAAGUUAGCAACCCCGAAGGCUCAUGGCUUCGAACUGUUCAGGAGAGACUGCAGAAGAUCAUGGGGUUUGCUUUGCCACUGUUUCACGCCAGAGGAGUUUUUCAGUACAGCUUUGGUAUAAUACCCUAUAGGAAGCCCAUCAACACUGUUGUUGGCCGCCCAAUCCCUGUUGCUCAGACUCCGCACCCGACCUCGGAGCAGAUCGAGCAGCUGCAUCAGACCUACAUGGAGGAACUACGAAAACUGUUCGACGAGCACAAAGCAAAGUACGGCAUCCCAGAGCAUGAAACUCUGGUUUUCAAAUGAUUGCCAUUUUCUCAAGGCGCAAAGGAGGACGAGGGAACAUCGCAGUGACAGCAAAACCAUUUUAAAUAAGUUUUUCUCUUUUGACUUACGAAAU